Apodemus sylvaticus (European woodmouse) is the source of this 932-nucleotide messenger RNA. RefSeq names its product membrane-spanning 4-domains subfamily A member 4D-like. The record is from RefSeq and is a predicted model, not a curated record. Gene Ontology annotation, cellular component: membrane; Golgi apparatus. The transcript has 7 exons. The coding region runs from base 161 to 844 and encodes 227 amino acids. NCBI's taxonomy places the organism in Eukaryota, Metazoa, Chordata, Mammalia, Rodentia, Muridae.
UAGUUAGUGGAGGGAAGUUCUGACACAAUCAAACCAGUCUGGCAUCUACAAAGGUAGAACAGCGUCCUGUGAGAACACACAAGCAAAGCUUCUCCUGGAAUAAAUCACCUGACAUCCGAUCCUCUCCAUUAGCUGUCCUGUUUCUGCUGCCCUGGAAACCAUGCAAGGACUAGAACAGACCCCCAUGGCAGUGGUUCCUGGAGGGGCUCAGCCCUCGGAGAAGUCUGUUAUGAAAUCACAGAUGUGGAAUGAGAUCAAAGAGGAAUUCUUGAAGGGGGAACCCAAAGUCCUCGGGGUUGUACAAGUUAUGAUUGCUCUCAUAAAUCUCAGCUUAGGAACAAUAAUAUUGACAAAUAUAUUUGCUGAACCAAUCAUUUCAGUGGUCUUACUGGCCCCAAUUUGGGGACCAAUAAUGUUCAUUGUCUCAGGAUCCCUGUCAAUUGCAGCAGGAGUGAAAACAACAAAAAGCCUGGUCAUCAGCAGUCUAACUCUGAACACUAUCAGCUCUGUGUUGGCUGCCACUGCAAGCAUAAUGGGUAUUGUCAGUUUGGCUCUGGGAUCAUAUUCUCCCUUUCGUUAUAAUAAUAAUACAAUCACCAGGGGUUUGGAUGCUUUGAUGUUAGUUUUAAAUCUGCUAGAAUUCUGCAUUGCUGUGUCCGUAUCUGCUUUUGGAUGUAAAGCUUCCUGUUGUAACUCCAGUGAGGUUCUUGUAGUGCUACCACCAAAUCCUACUGUGACAGUGAUGGCACCUCCCAUGACACUUCAACCAUUGCUACCAUUAGAACAGCAAGGAAAAAAUGUUCCAGAAAAUCUAUGCAAGAACUAUGCUGGAGAUAUAGUCUAAUUUUAGUGUGUGUAUGUGUGCAUUUCCCUGGGAAAUUAUUACUUCAUUGCACUGGCUAUUGGGGGGAGGGGCACAUCAGGCAUGCUGU